AUGCAGGGUUAUUCGUUUGCGCCCCCAGCGGGCCCCCCGAGAGAAGGCCAGAAAAACUAUGUAUUCGUUGAUGAGCAUAACCGACACAAGAGGCUGAAAGCCAUCGGGCAAGAUGGAGACUUUUUCCCUGAUGGGCAAGGCGAGUCCACUCUAGAGACCGGGGGACCCUCCAACACAGCCGAGGGCUCUCAUACAUUUCCCGCGGCCCCAGUCUACAGGGACAACAGUCAGCCCACCAUGAACCCCUCGUAUGAUCAAAUGAGCAUGUAUUCCCAAUUCGUUCCACAUGCUCAACCCAACAUCUACAAUGAUCUUCAGUCAUCACAAAUGGCAAUGCCAAACCGCACUUUUCAACAGCCGCAUAUGUUUCCUGGGCCGCAAACUCCGUCUAUUGGAUCAGAUCGGAAUGUGUAUGUUGAUAAUGAGCAUGCAGAAAACCUCAGUGAUGUACUUGGGGAGUUGAAGAUUGACGAGAGUGGGAUCGCCCCAUACAUUAGAAGGCAACGCACAGAUCGAAUUGAGCCUGACGCCCCGGUCCAGGACGACUCCGAUGAGCAAUUACCACCUCUCAGCACCGGAUCGGGUGCGACGAUUCGAAUUCCCCCUGAGCUCAUGCCUGCUGAAGACGACGUAAUGGCCUAUUUCAAGAUCUACUUCGAUGAGAUACACCCUUAUGUUCCUGUCAUAUCUCGUGCCCAUCUGUACUAUCAAUGGCAGCAUGAUCGCCAUUCCAUCUCUCCCCUUCUUCUAGAGGCCCUUUUUGCCUGCGCGGGUCGUUUAUCCGAUGAGCCGUCAGAAGGCGCUCAGUGGCUUGCCUUGGCCAAUAGGCACGAGAGAAGCUUUAUGGAUGUACCACGUCUGAGUACUAUUCAAGCAUUACUUCUGCUACUAAAAGCAAGGGAGUCUUUGCCAAAGAAAGGGUACUAUUAUAGGUCCUGGCAAACUGUCAAGACUAUUGUCUCAAUGGCGAAAGAUUUGGAUAUUCAUGAACAUUACAGCAGUCACGCUGAAGGCAAGCCGUGUGGACUCAGUCCAAUUGAAUGCUUGGUGCACACCAGAGUGUGGCAGGCUCUCAUGGUGGUUGAGGUGAUGAUUGGCGGGCCGCAAGGCCGCUCGGAUUACGGAGUGGAUCCUCAAACAGUAGACAUGCGCCCGACGCUAGACAUCCGGGGCCUCGACCAUUACGAGAUUGACCGCUCAAGACAAUACGCCUAUUUCGUCCGCAACGCACAUCACAUCCGCAUCAUUACAGAUAUCUACCACAAAGUCAAGAAGCAAAAGGACUGGGGCGCAGAUGCCCGGUUUGUACAAAGCAACCCGCUUUUCGCAGACUGGCUUCGCAAUCUCCCUCCAGACCUACAGGUCAAUUAUCCUGCCGAUGGCUCUCCGCCGUGGCUUCCAUCCCACUUUGUUGCAAUUACCUCCCCCGACCCUGAGUUCAAUUCGGAUGCCCGUGAAUUCUUCACCCGUCAUAUGCGAAUUCUCGAGACGUGUUCCACCGCCUGGCCCAUGCCCGAGAUUCAAGCUCAGAUUGAUUCAUUAAGACUGGCUUUCUCUGCCGACAUGAAUCGUCCUUUCGAGUUACAGCCCAACUUCCCAUACGGCAGUCCCUCGGAACCCUACCACCCGAGUCCACCCAUGGAUGCGAACUAUCAUCCGCACUUGAAUCAACUCCAACCUAGAGUGCGCUAUACCCCAAUAACUCCUCCGGUUUCGACUGGUGCUGAAGACUCGAAGUCCGAUACAUCUUCUCAGAUACAAUCCCUUGGAAUGGUUGCCCAUCAACCUCCAACAACUCAUCCUCUGGAGACCCCUUCGGCUGAUGAACACCAUUGGGACCCGACCCGAAUUAUCACUCAAUGGGACAUGGCCUUCUCCGUGAACCCCGCUACCGUCAGCGCCAACUCCCCGCCGAUGCCUAGUAUAAACAACUCAGUUCCGGGUGUACAAAGCGUUAUCAACCCCCAAUACCCCGUCCAGUACGAGACACCUAACAAAGUACCCUCUGUCACGUCCACCCAGUCUCUCUCCCCUCCCCAGUUCCAAGCACCCCCAGUUCUGUUUUCGGCGCGAGACUGGCAGAACAGUGUUGCCAGUGUGUACGAUCCACAAGGGCUGAAGCGGCGAUGGAAUUACCCAGUUGAUGCUGGUUCCGACAAUAUGUCUAAGCGCCAAAGAGGAUGA
Messenger RNA from Penicillium griseofulvum, 2184 nucleotides. Its product is annotated as fungal specific transcription factor domain-containing protein. Gene Ontology annotation, molecular function: DNA binding; zinc ion binding. Gene Ontology annotation, biological process: DNA-templated transcription. Bases 1 to 2184 code for a protein of 727 amino acids. The transcript has 8 exons. The record is from RefSeq and is a predicted model, not a curated record. Gene Ontology annotation, cellular component: nucleus. NCBI's taxonomy places the organism in Eukaryota, Fungi, Ascomycota, Eurotiomycetes, Eurotiales, Aspergillaceae.